Molecule: messenger RNA, 864 nt
Organism: Puccinia graminis f. sp. tritici CRL 75-36-700-3
Lineage: Eukaryota; Fungi; Basidiomycota; Pucciniomycetes; Pucciniales; Pucciniaceae
Exons: 3
Coding region: 1-864 (287 amino acids)
Cellular component (GO): precatalytic spliceosome
Source: RefSeq, a predicted model, not a curated record
AUGGCCAAUACGACGGCCAAAGGGGCGCUUUCGAUCCAUGGGACCAACCCGCAAUUCCUGAUCGACAAAGUGUUGAGGUCCCGGAUCUACGAGUCGGAGUAUUGGAAAGAGUCGUGUUUCGGGCUGACGGCGGAGUCGAUCAUCGACAAGACCGUCUUCGAGCUCAGCUAUCUGGGCUCGACCUUCACCGCUAACUUGAGACCGACCGUCUUCAUCUGUCUCUUGCUCAAGUUACUCCAACUCCAACCCGAAAAAGAAAUCAUCCUCGAAUACCUUCGGGCUGAGGAAUUCAAAUAUCUGAGGGCAUUGGCGGCAUUCUAUGUCAGACUAACAUUCAGUCCGAUCAAUGUAUACCAAACCCUGGAGCCAUUACUGCAAGACUACCGGAAACUGAGGACGCGAAACUUGGACGGAUCGUACGGCUUGAUGACGUUUGACGAGUUGAUCGACAGUCUCUUGACGGAGACGAUCGUCUUCGAGGUCGUCCUACCUCGUCUGACGUCCCGGAAGGUGCUCGAAGAACUCGAGUCUCUGCCGCCUCGGAAAUCUAGCUUGGCCGUCGCGCUUGGGUUCCAUUCGGAUUCUGAGGGCGAGCAUGAGGAGGCUGAUGAGCAAGAGGAUGAGGAACAAGGAGCAGGAAGGGAUGAUGAGGAUGAGGAUACUGAGGAUAAUGGAGAGGAGGAGGAUAAUGAUAGGAAUCGGAGCCCCAGUAGAGAUAGUCAUUCUACCAAUCGAUUCGUCUCUCGCUCCCCCACACCAGCUGAACAGGAUAACCAACCACCUGAUCGAAGUCCCAGCGAAACCACCGACCGCUUCGUCUCUCGCUCGCCCACACCGGUCGAUCGAGAUAACCCUGAUACAUAA